Messenger RNA from Lactuca sativa (garden lettuce), 763 nucleotides. Its product is annotated as profilin-2. Gene Ontology annotation, cellular component: cell cortex. Lineage: Eukaryota; Viridiplantae; Streptophyta; Magnoliopsida; Asterales; Asteraceae. The record is from RefSeq and is a predicted model, not a curated record. Gene Ontology annotation, molecular function: actin monomer binding.
AUUGCCGUUUUUUGUACGCUCUAUUUAUCUCCUUCACCACUCCCCCACGAUUCUCGAACUCCAGCAGCUUCUCUCCACACAAAUCACACGAAUCGGAGCAAAUACAGCGAUAAUCCGAACAAGAUGUCGUGGCAAGCAUACGUCGACGACCACUUGAUGUGCGAGAUCGAAGGAAAUCACCUCUCUUCCGCCGCAAUCAUCGGUCACGAUGGGAGCAUCUGGGCCCAAUCAUCCAACUUCCCUUCGGUUAAACCAGAGGAAAUAACUGCAAUCAUCAAUGACUUCAAUGAACCUGGUUCACUUGCCCCAACUGGUUUAUACCUUGGUGGGACCAAGUACAUGGUUAUUCAAGGUGAAGCUGGAGCCGUGAUUCGAGGGAAAAAGGGACCAGGAGGUGUUACUGUUAAAAAGACGACAAUGUCCUUGAUCAUUGGUGUGUAUGAUGAACCCAUGACUCCAGGGCAAUGCAACAUGAUUGUUGAAAGGCUUGGUGACUAUCUCCUGGAACAGGGUUUUUAAUUGAUCUUUGGGAAGUGAUACAAUUUUAGUAAUUAAAGUUGUGCAAAGAUGUCCUGGAGUUGUAAGCCAGGUGGUUUGUGCUUGAUACUUUUCACCUGUAUUAAGUGUGAUGAUGGAAGUGGGACACUUGUUUAGUUCCUUAUUUUUAUUUUUUUAAAACUUUAUGGAGUGAUUUUUGAUGGAUGUUUUUAAAUGAUUUGGGAUUAUCUCAUAUUAAUAUGACUACACCUUUGCUUGUGUAACA